This is a messenger RNA of Macrobrachium nipponense, 468 nucleotides long. RefSeq lists its product as uncharacterized. The transcript has a single exon. NCBI's taxonomy places the organism in Eukaryota, Metazoa, Arthropoda, Malacostraca, Decapoda, Palaemonidae. The record is from RefSeq and is a predicted model, not a curated record. Bases 1 to 468 code for a protein of 155 amino acids.
AUGGACUGUACCACCACCACCACCACCGUUUCGACCCCUGGGUAUGCCGCCCCUCCUCACCUUGUGUACACCCAGCACGUGACAACAGUGACUCCCUCAGCUGCGGUGCAGGCCCCGAUUGCUGGUUUCUCAAGGGGGGUCGUGUCUCCGCCGCCCGGGUUUGCCGCUCUCACCUCAGCCCCCGACUUUCGGUGCCCCAAGAGCUCGGCCCUGGACCUUCCACCCGUACCCAGGAUGUCGCUGACCACUGUCCCACCUCCUGCUUUAUCUGCCGUUCCUGCCGUGCCUGCCGCUCCUGCCAUGCCUGCCGCUCCUGCCAGGCCUGCCAUGCCUGGACCAGCCCCUGCCGGCUUGACACGCCGUGAGGACAGGCACCGCUCCCACCACGACAGUGGUCUCUGCAGGUCCCCUGACCGCCGCUCCCACCGGGACCGGGCGGGUAGGGGGACUAGCAGCUGCUCCUCUUGA